Molecule: messenger RNA, 1113 nt
Organism: Cutaneotrichosporon cavernicola
Lineage: Eukaryota; Fungi; Basidiomycota; Tremellomycetes; Trichosporonales; Trichosporonaceae
Exons: 1
Coding region: 1-1113 (370 amino acids)
Source: RefSeq, a predicted model, not a curated record
AUGUCCGACUUGGAUGGUAGCCAUGACCCGCUCUCUCCCAUCUUCGCCUCGGCCCACCCUCACAUUAUCGACGCGAUCUUGGCCGCCAGUGAUCGACCCACGCUCCUCGCCUUCCGCGGGACCUCGCGUGCGAUGCGCCGCGCAGCCGACGCCCGCCUCUUCGCCGAGUUCCUCCUCCAUGCGUGGCUGCUAGACAUCGACUCACCCUCAUCCCCUAGUGUGUACCCCAAGAGCAUGGGUACCAUUCCUGGCUGCUGGGACGGGCGCGGACAUGCCAUCAUCACAGCCUACGACACCGAAUUGCGGCGCUUGCCUUUACACCUCACUACAGCUGUGCGCAAGUCCAGCUGGGCUUGGUCCGACGUCUUUGGCCCUCCUGACUCGGACUACGUUGUCCGCGGGCCGCGACCCUGGCCCCGCGCCCGCUUGCUGCACACAUGCGGCCUCCCCCCAAGCCACCCGACGCGGUUGGUUCUGGAUGGCCUGCAGACUCUCUCCGAUCUCAGCAUCCACGGCGGUGCGGAUGCCGCCAUCGAUGCGCCGACGCUGGUUCUCUGCCCCCCUGCACCGCGUCACGGGGGACCUUCACGAAUGGACCCCCCGACAGGCACCGUGGAGGUCGCAAACGCCCGCACAGUGGUCCACAUCCUCUUUUCGAGAUUCAGCUCCUCUUGCUCUGUCGCUGUCGUCCACAACCCAAUCUGGGGCGUGAUCCCUCCGCAAGGUGGCGAGAUUGUGUACAUGUUCCCUCGGAGGAUGACAAAUGCGGCAGGCAUGCACGACCUGUUUCGCCUUUACUCAUUAUUGCCCGCGCUGGAGGCCGCGUUGGCGCGAGACGCGCGCGUCACCCUCGUUGGCCUCGAUUCAAUGUAUCACUGGGAAGGCCCUGAUGCUCAACAAAAUGCGUCAACGUUCAUAAACCAAAAAUUUCUCCCGUGGCUGAGUGCGCCAGAGCGCAUCACAAUACUUCGCCACGACGAGUGGCAGCCGUUCGUCCACCCCGCAGUGGCGUGGUCUACGUGGCCCUCACACCUCAAGCUCUGCAAGAUGGGUACACUGGAUGUCCAAACACGGUAUGCACUGAAGCGCCUGGACCAUCCUGUCCGCCCUUGA